Messenger RNA from Penicillium hordei, 1068 nucleotides. RefSeq lists its product as uncharacterized. The transcript has 4 exons. The coding region runs from base 1 to 1068 and encodes 355 amino acids. Lineage: Eukaryota; Fungi; Ascomycota; Eurotiomycetes; Eurotiales; Aspergillaceae. The record is from RefSeq and is a predicted model, not a curated record.
AUGUUCCGCAACCACAUCACCCGCUCUGAGUUGAGUCCCAUUGAAGGAAUCAUGGGAUCAGAGAAUCGUAAACAGAUCACAUUCGAGCAAGAACAACCACUAGCUUCUUCGAAAACACUCAACGCAUUCCAAAUGCCGGCGGGAGACCAUGCUUUUUUAUUCGAUAUUCCCCUCCCAAGUAAAGUCUUCAACACAGCGACUGGUGCAAACCAUCAAUAUCACACAUAUCGCGUAGAGGCUAUCAUCGAGCGACGCCUCAAAAGUGAUUUCGUGGUCUCGCAACCAGUUAGGAUUUACCAGGUUUCCGAUUUGGAGACAAGUUAUUUAAGACCGCACUGCCCACUGACUCUCGAGGGUCGCUCUGACCAAAAUGUUCAAUAUUGCCUCUCCAUCACUGACCGGAAUGUUCCCUUUGGUUGCACAUUCCCUGUGGAAUGCUGGUUUGCACCCCUAAUGAAAUACGCCAAGCUCAACACCGUUACGAUCGAAGUUAUUGAAAAGCAAACUGCGCGGUUGGACGCUACUGCUGCAGAAUCAGCGCAACACAACAUGCGGUUUAUCACUGCAGCACAAAGUCAAACUGUUUUCUCCAAGGCCAUCGAUUUCUCUCGAGAUGAGUCUCCGGCGGAUGACGACUUUGAGAUUGAAUGGCGCUUUACCACGCCCGUCUCCCUGCCUCAGAGUCUCGAUGCUUGCUCGCAGACUAUCUCGACCAAACACCUCAAGAUCACUCAUGACAUUUCUAUCACUGCUGAGUUCUGUGAUGACUCGGGCGAUGUUACAGCUGUGAUCACGGAAGUUAUGCCAUUCAAAAUUUAUAUGACACCAAAUGUGAUUGGAGUUGAUGCAUCCAUUCAUGGGCAAGAUAUCCAAAUCAUACAGGGAAGCCAAAGUCCUCCUCCGGCUUACAGCGAUUGCUUUUCCGACUUGAUCGUGUCGGCAGCUACUCAACUAAAUUUCUGUGAGGAUCCGAUGCUAGCGGAGAUCAAUUCUGUGCGUUCGUCAAGUGAACAAAGUGCGAGUAUUCACACCAUGGAGCCGGCUCCCCGAUACGAACAGGUCGUAUAG